Messenger RNA from Caenorhabditis elegans, 1689 nucleotides. It is a transcript of the gene mrps-30, whose product is annotated as Mitochondrial Ribosomal Protein, Small. Gene Ontology annotation, biological process: translation. The record is from RefSeq and is marked reviewed. Gene Ontology annotation, molecular function: structural constituent of ribosome. Lineage: Eukaryota; Metazoa; Nematoda; Chromadorea; Rhabditida; Rhabditidae. The coding region runs from base 11 to 1582 and encodes 523 amino acids. Gene Ontology annotation, cellular component: mitochondrion; ribosome. The transcript is spliced from 4 exons.
AAAUUGCAAGAUGCACGGGUUAAAACGAAGUCUGAUGAUCAGAACAGUCUGCCGUGGAAAGGCAACAACUGCAGGAGCAGAUCUACCACAAUCAUCACAAGAAAUCGAAGUUACCACCCCAAAAUCAGAAAAUGUUCCAGCCAAAUCAGCGAACGCUUCAACUGUAUAUCGUCCGCCAUACUAUCGAAAGCCACAUCAGCACCACGAGCCAAAGCAUAUGCUCCAAGAGGAAUUUGUGAACGCUGGCGAUGCAUCUGGAGCAGGAGUUCGCGUUUUCGACUACUACAAGACUGCAGAAAUGGUCCAUUCAAUGCCAACAAUUAAAGAGAAAAUUGAUUUCGUCUCACCGUACGAGCGACCGUGGACCCGCGCAGAAAAGACAUGGCGUAGAGAUUGGCAUCCAACGUUGAUGGCAACACGCAAAGCUUGGGGAAUUCCACCGACACCGGCACAUUUUGAUACUUUGGAUUAUUAUAAAUACCUUACAAAGACCAGAGUAGAAAAUGAGUCACUUGAUGAUUUUUAUCAUGGAUUAAGACCUCCGACAGCUGAUUUGCAGACAAGUUUCCAAAACACUCUAAAAUCAAUGGAAUUCGGUGAUGGAAUCAACUUUUCUGAUGAAGACACACAAAAACUAUUUGGAAGUUUAAUUGAUGAUGCAAUGGGUGGAAUUGCUCAUAAUGUAUCCCGAUUGGCAGAUCAUCGUGUGGCAUAUGAUGUUGAAUCUGAAGCUUUCUGGGUACGAAGUGGUUUCAUGUUUUUGUAUGAUGAAGAAGAAAUUGGAACUCGUGACGUUAAGAGAAGGCUCAACAAUUUCCCGAAAUUCAUUGGCGAUGAUCGAAGAAAACUUGGAGAGCUCGCUUUUGUGCAUCGUGAUAAACUAGCAGCUCAAGUUCGUUCGAAGGAACCAUCAGCACCACUUCAUUCAUUCGAUUCUGAAGAUGCAAAACUUCCAAUUUUCGAUACAAACUACAAUUUCGAAGAGACAUUGUUCUCGCCAAAAGUGUAUAAUUUGUGGCCAGACCAGGAACCAUUGUGGCAGUGCCCUGGAUAUCAUGCAGAUUCUGGAGAAUCACACACUUAUGGUAUUCUUGGAGUGAAAUCAUUGAGACCACUGAGAAAACGAAUUGCUCAUUGGAUGGGAUGGGAGAAUGAGAAUGAGUUGGAGAGUAGUGAGGAAGCUAAACAAAUGCUCGACGACGGAGCCCGCUCCCAAGCCAUCAUCAGCAUGUUCACCACGUUAUGUGCUCAAGCUCACACUCAUGGAUUCACUCAAUAUACAGAUAUUACACGUUCAUUCACUUCUCAACUAGUUCUUUCGGACGGAAUCAACUUUUGGUUUGCGAUUGGACAACUCAAUACUAUUGCUAUAAAUGUAGAAUGUGAUGGAUUUGUGAAUCCUCGAACAAACUACAUUCGAAUCGAUGGUCCAUAUCGACUUUUCGAUUAUUGUGAUAAAAAUGGACAAUAUUUGAGUGUUCAGGAGGAGAUUGAUGCGGAGAAUAAAGUUCAGAGAAAGAUUGCUCCAGGAUUGAACGAAAAAGUGUUGGAACGUGUCACUCAGAUGCUCAUGAAACAGUAGAUGGAUUUGUAGAUUGAAUAUAGCGUUAGGAUGUUUUUGUUUAAAUAUUUUUGUUUUGUUUUUUUCUAUUUCUGUUUGAAACUUUAUAUAAACCAAUUCUAAAUAAG